Pristis pectinata (smalltooth sawfish) is the source of this 5706-nucleotide messenger RNA. It is a transcript of the gene ccm2, whose product is annotated as CCM2 scaffold protein. The transcript has 10 exons. The record is from RefSeq and is a predicted model, not a curated record. Bases 787 to 2127 code for a protein of 446 amino acids. Gene Ontology annotation, biological process: heart development; vasculogenesis. Lineage: Eukaryota; Metazoa; Chordata; Chondrichthyes; Rhinopristiformes; Pristidae.
AGGGUUGAAGCUAGAAAGGUAGGGCUCCUGGAGGUUAACAAAAUCUAUUGGAAUUUACCCAUUAAGGCUUUGAGAAAGUGAAGAUUUGUUGAACAUUCAAAUGUUUACUACCUCUUUUUAAACGAAGGAAAAUAUAAAACUUCAAGUCUGCUCGAAAAGUUUGUACUUCGACCAUCCACCAAUUUUCCACGUCCUUUUCAGCCUUUCGUCGGUAUAUUUUCGUUCCAAUACUUGUCAAUGAAGCUGAAGGGUGCAGCAGCGCAGGUUACAAAUCUCGUUUGACUGGUGUCACUCACCCUGCACCACUUGAGCAGUAAAUCUGGUCUGGGGGCGGAAUGAAUGAAAGCGGAUGUCUUCCUGGAGGUGGCGCCCAUGAGCAGCAAGUAGUCGGGAGGUCCUCCCAACUCCUGCCGCGGCCGCCCCCUACUGGCUGGGAGUGUGGGAGGGGGUGGUGCGGCGGCGGCUGCAGCAACCCGCCAGUCCCACCCUCUCCCCGACGGUGGAGAAAUGGGAGUACUUGCGUUGCUGCCCCCUGUCGGCGGGGAGGUGUCUUCUGCAGCCGGCCCGGUGCGAGUUGGGAAGACACGCCCAAGAUGGCGGCAGGAUUGAAAAGUUGCGCCCGGCGGAGUGCGGUGUGAGCGGCCGACCCGCGGGCUGCCCUGAGAGCCGGCUGUCGAGGCAUCUGUCGGAUGUCGUUGCAGUAAUGUCAUUGUGGGCGGGAGUCGGGGGGUUUGUCGCCGUCGUUGCCCGGAUUGCGAGGAGUUGUCGCCGGGUGUUCAGCUAGAGAUGGAGGAUGAUGCGAAGAAAGGUAAAAAGCCUGGAAUCGUGUCACCAUUUAAGCGGGUAUUCCUGAAAGGAGAGAAAGGGCGUGAUAAGAAGGCACAAGAAAAGGUCACUGAACGAAGACCCUUGCAUACAGUUACACUGGCCUUGCCAGAUCACAGAGUUGACCCAGAGGUUCUCUUGAAUGAUUACAUUGAAAAGGAAGUAAAGUAUUUGGGGCAGCUCACAUCAGUGCCCGGGUAUCUGAAUCCAUCCAGUCGAACCGAAAUAUUGCACUUGUUAGAUAAUGCAAGGAGGGCACAUCAACUCCCAGGACCACUAACACAAGAACAAGAUGCAGUAAUUACUGUGUCUGCAUACAAUAUUAAAUUGGUGUGGCGGGAUGGAGAAGAUAUCAUCCUUAGAGUUCCAAUCCAUGAUAUUGCAGCAGUCUCUUAUAUUCGAGAUGAUUCCCUUCAUCUGGUCAUUUUUAAAACUGCCAGCGACUCUGGGAAUUCAACCAAUCAGAGCACUGAAGGUUUCACUAAAUUACAGGCAUCAGAAAGUAGAGCUGGAACCAUGGAAGCAUGUAGUCUAGUCGUUGUUGUCGUAGAAAAUAAAGCAGCUGCAGAAGAACUCUGUUCCCUUCUUAGUCAAGUCUUCCAAGUUGUUUACACAGAGUCCACAAUAGACUUUUUGGAUAGAGCAAUAUUUGAUGGUGCUUCUACCCCAACUAAGCCCAUGUCCAUAUACAGUGAUGAUUCUUCAAGUAAAGCAGAUGUUAAAGAGCCGUAUGAUGCAGAAAUUAGUAAUUUGUCCUUUCAGGGAUCUGAUACUGGAGGAAAUUCACCAUCUUCAACUUUACCAUCUCCUCAAAUAAAAAAUGUCAGUGAAAGUGAACUGAGUGCUUCUGCAGCUGAACUCCUUCAGGAUUACAUGAUGACACUGAGAACGAAGUUGACGUCUGAAGAAAUCCAGAAGUUUGCUAUGCUUCUGCACGAAUAUCGAAAUGGUGCUUCAAUUCAUGAAUUUUGCAUCAGUCUUCGACAAUUGUACGGUGAUGGUAGAAAAUUUCUAUUACUUGGACUCCGACCUUUCAUUCCAGAAAAAGACAGCUUACAUUUUGAAAACUUUCUAGAAACCAUUGGUGUCAAGGAUGGAAGGGGCAUUAUAACAGACAGUUUUGGCCGAUGCAGAAGGACUUUAAGUAAUGCAUCCAAUUCAACUACCAAUGGCAAUGGAGCAACUGCAGGCUCAGAUGAUCAAUCAGUGCCUUCUGAAGGUGAUGAAUGGGACAAAAUGAUCUCUGAUAUCAGCCAUGAUAUUGAGGCCCUUGGUUGCAGUAUGGAUCAUGAUUCAUCUUGAAAAUGAAAUAUUUGCACAUCCUGUUAAUGGCCUUCAAGACUUUUCUUAUACAGAUGUGUUCCUAAAUGAAGUUUACUACAAUGUGAAUAUUUAAAUAAAUUGUUAAAACAUUUCUACAAAAUGAAGAACAUGAAAUCAUGCCAUAUAACUUUUUUAUUGUAGAAAAUAUUGCAUAUUUGUAUUCAAACAUUUUUGUAACAGCAAGUAGUUGUUAGGCUUGAUUGUUCCAGUAGCAGGCAAGACCUUUCUGGUCCUAUCACAUGGUUUUGUAUCCCAUCUGCACAAAGUUGCAUAUUACAGUAUACUGUGAUGUCAGGGAUGAUUUAAUUCCAUUCUGGACAGACCUUCCAUUUUUACCCUGUACCUCCAAGUUGUGUCCCAACUCUAUAGUGUAUGUGCAGCAUGAUAGAUCCUCCCGGUGCUAGCUUCUAAAACUGCACACUUCAACUGCUGCAUAUGACUGCACAUUAAACGUAACUAUAAAUUUGUCUGAAUGUGACCAAAAUAGGCAAUGUAUUAUUUGUUGGGGAAAAUGCAGGAGAGUUGGUAUACCAUUAAGUGGAAAAAUGAAGUGAACUUGCACACUGCUACAAUGCAUAUCAUUAGUGCAAAUGACUUUUUAACAUCAAUUAGCUAAUUUUUAUUUGGGAGAUGCCAGAAUGCUGCAGCAGACUUGGCAUUCUGCUGUCAGCCAAGUGCUUUAUGAAUUUCUGCAAAAGUUGUCUAUUUUCCUUCAAUAUCAAUAAUCUGCUCCAAAUUUUUUUAAAAAAGGAAGUUGUUAUUGUAACAUCAUAUUAUGAAAGAGAACAUCAAUGAAGCAGUUUCUUUUAAAACAAAGGGAUAGUGUUCCAGUGAAAUGAAUAAUAGGGUACACCAUAAUGGUGUGUCUGCAUAUUGAUACUUUUUUAAACUGUCUUGUAUAUUUAUGCACACCCAAUGCAAAUAUUUUUUAAAAUCAAUGACAUUCUAAAAAGGAUUAUUCAAUCAUGACCCAUUUAAUUGAACACUUUUGCUGUUAUAUGCUGCUUUGUUGUCAUCUAAUGAAAACUGAAGUGAAGAAUAAAUUUGUCAUGAAACUACAGCAAAUAGUAACCAUAAAACUUGGAUAAUGGUCCUUUUGGGUGCUGUAUAUAGACUGCAUAUGAAUGAUGCCUUGAUCCAUUUUAAUUCUACAAAUUUAUUUAUUGGAAUCCUUCAGGAUUUUAUACCAUUGCAUGUACUGUAUUGUUUGUAUGUGACAAUGUGCAGUGGAUAGAAUGUGUGAAAUUUUUAUGCGUAACAUGUAAUCCUAGAAAAAAUCAAUCUGAAUUAAUGGGUUUUACUAGUAAUGCCAGUAUAAUAGUCCUUGGAACCACUUGCUUUCUUGUAAGGAGUGGAUGUUUCAGUAUCCCAUCUAUUGUUUUGGCAUGGUCAAUUAGUAGUAAUAUUUUAAUUGUAUUCUUGGGUUGUAAACUCGAUUGCAAAAUGCUAGUAUAUCAAUAUAAUUGUUUUCAGAGUUAUUGUCCUAUAGUUAAUGUCAUAAGUUUAAAAUUGAGUUGAACACCAGUGACAUUGUUAUGGUAAACUGCAUUGUUGGUUUCCCAGUCUGGAUGUUAAACAUUAAUUGCAUGUAUCCAAGAUAGUGGAUGUGUGUGCGUGUGUAUAUAUAUAUAUAGUGUAAUUCCAGCAAUUGCCUUCUAUUAAAUACUGGAAAGGAUUUGGGGAAGUAAAACCAUGUCUUAGUGAGGAAUUUCAGGUACAAGGAAAUUUAAGUGUUGGAAUGUUUAAGUAAAUGAUAGGAGUAAUCAAGCUACAUAUUUCCACUCUGGAUAAGAAUAUUAGAAUUAGUUUCUAUGUCCUCAUCACUUGUCAUUGAGAUACUACUUUGGCUGUUUGUUUUACUAUGUUUAGGCUGAAAUUAUCCAUUUGUAAUCUUAUCUCCAACCUUUGCAAAUACUUGCCCAUUUAUAAUGGCCUGGUUUUUGCAGCAAGACUUGGUGUAAAACCUUCUGACAAGAAAGAAGCCCAAGUGUCUCUCAGAUCAAUGCUGAUUACAAUAUCUGAAACAUCAUUGCAGCCUGUAGCAAUGCACUGAAUGACUGCCAGCAUCUUUGGAGGUUUUCAUUUUCAGUCCUGUAUAGGUAGAAAUUCCAAAGCGUCAGUUUUGAGGAGUCAGCCCAUUAUUACUAUCACAAAAAUUAGGCCUUUGUGCAAGAACUGUACUUAAAAAAUUAUGAUCUUUUAUACAUUGUGUAUUAAAUUUUAAGUUUGUUGUGGCACUAAAAAUCCUAUGUUUUAUAUGAAGUUUUUGCCAUUGUUCUUGAGCUGUAGACUGAAUUAUGACAGAAGGAAUAAUUGGCCAUCUGACUAUGCCACUGGCCAGCUAAUUGGAAUGAUGGUGCUGCAGUCUGCUGUUACGUGGGUCAAAUGUUUAACCUGUUUUUUGCACUGUCAGCUAGAUCAUCUGACACAGUCCAGAAACUUAAAAUUAAGACUGGGAUUCUGACCCAGAUUUGCAUUAUGGAAAAGCAAUCUAACUGUACCCACCAAGCCCUGCUUUCUGUAGUCACAUGAUAUUUGUAUUAUAACUUGAUAGUACAUCUAUUUCCUUGUCAGUUUUAGUCCUUUGGCAUGGGCUACAGUAAAUCACAUGCUUGGUUUUAUUUUUCCAGUAAAGAUCUGCUACAGAUGUCCUGAUUUGAUUGUGUGGUGUGCAAGGAUGAACUAGAAGCCAGCGUCACAAUUUUUUGUUUUGAAAUCCAUGCUACAAAAGGGAUACUUUACGUGUAAUUUUCCCAGUUAAAAAUGGAACCACUGUAGAGAUGUAAUGGUAACUUGGGAAACUGAAGUCAAGAGUUUUUGUCAUUUUUUCCUUUAAACCAAGAUUAGCAGUAUUAUAGUUGCAGUCAUUGUAGGGUAAUACAGUAAUGCAGCACACUUCCAGUAAGGAGAAUACUUUUGUCCUUUGGAAGACUUCAGAACACAACUGAUUCUUAUCCUGCAGUUGUUUUGGGACGUGCACUUUGCACAUGCAUGUGGAGCAAUUAAUUGGUCAGUGAUACAUACUAAUGUGUCUUAAUUCAAACUUUUAUUUCCUGCAAAUUUACCUGCAGUAUCCAUUAUCUACUUAACACACAUUCUGGUAAAAGUAAUUCCCUGACCAUGGGGAGUAUAACUGUUUUCAGCACAUAGCAAAGCUAUAUUCUAGACUAGGUCAAAUGCAUACAGUAUUUAUUUUGGGGUCUAUUUAUGUGAAGUCAUUUCAAUAAAUUUUGCAUCUAUGCAGUAUUCCUGUGUAGGGAAUUGUUUCAGCUUGCAUAUUUUGCCUAUUAUUAAAGCAUUCUUAAUCCACAUUGUUACAUUGCACCAUUUAGAGAAAUGUUUUUUUAAUUUUCUGUCUUAUGAUGGAGAUUGUUAAUGGUCAGUAUUGAUGUGUACUGGGACCAUCUGUAGCAAAGUUUUUUGUGGUUUUUGCAGUAAUUGCUUUACAUUUCAGUUCGGGUAUUAAUUGCACACGGUUACAGCUGAGAUAAAGGUUGUCGUAAUACAAAUAUUUCAUGUACACUGACAAAGAUUAAAAAUAUUUCACUUUGCAAUCUA